AUGGCCAUCUCUGGAGAGACAAGGGAAGGUGCUGGUGAGGGUGACGAUAGUGAUACAGCAACAAGAGCCAGAAAUUCAGUCUCAUCAUUGUUAUCGUCCUCCUCUUCUUCUUCUUCACUAUUUGAAAUAAUUCAGCCUCACAACAAUGACAUUGAUAACAUACAAAAGAGUGCAGAAAAUGUUAAAGAUGAACAAUCUAAUGAGGAAUUAUAUCAUCAAGAUAAUCAACAACAACAACAACAACAACAACAACAACAACAAGAGCAAGAGCAAGAACUCCAAAGCCUGACAGGUUCCGAGGCAUAUUACAAAGCUACAACAGUCACUAUUACUGACUCAGAAUCUGUUGGAGGCAACACAGGAGUAGGUGGUGGAGGAGUAAUAGGAGGAGUAAGGAAAAGCGUAUACUCGUUCCCAUCUGUAGGGCUAUAUCAAGGUUUAGGCCGAGUUCAGGCUUACUCUGCUCUGAUGUUUGGUGCUUUUGGAAUCAUUCAUUUGGUGCCCCCUGUCUUAGCGUCUGUUGGAGGCGUAGAAUUGGCAAACAAGGCUCUUAUCUGGGGACGCGUUUAUUAUCAGACUUACGGUAUCGAACAGGUGUUCGUUUAUGGGUCAUUAGCACUUCACGUUGGAACAGGUUUCUGUAAAGCUUUGGUGAGAUUUAUUUGGAAGGCCAAGGCUUAUUAUGCUUCCACAACCCCUGUCAUUACAGAUGAAGGACUGUUCCCAUAUCAUCGUUUGGUGGGAUGGUGUUUGACACCUAUUGUUCUAGGUCAUGCGAACUCGAUGCGUGCAGUCCCGGUAGAUGUUCUGGGAGAUUCGGCAAUGAUUGAUUAUUCGUUUGUCACUUUUUUAUAUCGGAUGAAGAAAUCUUCUACGAUACCCUAUGUAUUGCUGGUGGGCUUUUUAGCCUAUCAUAUGAUGAGUGGGGGACCUAUUGCUUUCAACAUGGCGUUGCCUAAAAAAAGUAAUAAUAGCAGUCGCAUCAAAGUCCAAGAUCUGAUCAAGUCAAGAAAGACUCGGGUUGUGGUGGCAGGAGUUGUAUCAACAAUUGCAUUGGUGGGUGUGUACAGGAUCGUGGCCAUGGAAGGUUCUAUUCCCAUGUCCAGGAUUUAUAGGCUUCUUAUGUGA
This is a messenger RNA of Lobosporangium transversale, 1128 nucleotides long. RefSeq lists its product as hypothetical. Gene Ontology annotation, biological process: lipid homeostasis. The record is from RefSeq and is a predicted model, not a curated record. The coding region runs from base 1 to 1128 and encodes 375 amino acids. Lineage: Eukaryota; Fungi; Mortierellomycota; Mortierellomycetes; Mortierellales; Mortierellaceae. The transcript has 3 exons.